AGACAGAAGUUCGAGCUCGGGUUCAAACGUUGUGCUUGUGUGUGUUUGCGACCUUUUCGCAGGCCCGUCGUAUCCGAACCGGGAACAUUUGGCGGUCCCCGCCAGCUCUCGAUAAAUUUUUCACUCGAAAGGGCCCUUCGAGGCAGUGGCGUCGACCUGCGGGGCCACAGCAGCGACCUGGCCGCCGACAAAGAAGCAGAAUUUUGAAAUGAUUGUCGAGUGCAAGCAGGGCCUCGGCGGCUCCGCUGACGACUAGCACCGGACAGAGGAUGGCCGAGUCGCUUCUGCACGGCAAACGCUUCUACUGCCGAGAAUGGGCCUUCAUGAAGUUGUCGCACUGCCUCGAGCAGCGCCACGCGUCCAAGGCCGGCGGCGCCCUCAUUCUGGGCGGCGCCGGCUGCGGAAAAACGGCCCUCUGCAGCGAACUCGUCUGGCCCUCGGUCCACACCGGACAGGGUGGCUAUCGGCAAAGGUCGCUCCACCGCAGACUCCUCGCCUACCACUUCUGCCAGGCGCACGACGUGUCAUCGCUGUCGCCGGCCGACUUCGUGCGGCACCUCGUGCAGCAGCUCAAAGUGUCCGAGUUGCUUUCGCCGCACUUUGAGGAGAAGCUGCGCGACCCUGACAUCGCGAACGCCCUUCGACCCGAAGUGUGCGAGCGUGACCCUGACGAGGCGUUCAAGAAGGCGGUGCUGUUUCCCCUGCUGGAACUGGACCCUCCCAAGCAGUGCUGCUUCAUCCUGGUCGACUCGAUCGACGAGACCAAUGUUUCCGGGCCCGGCGAGAAGUUGGAGCGCGGCGGCUCUUGCGGCAGCGCCGGCUCCUUUUCCAUGGUGGCCGGACGCAGCAAGACGGUCGGCGAACUGCUCGCCAACCACCACCAACUGCUGCCCCAGUGGAUUCUGCUCAUCUGCACUGCCAGGAGAUACAACAGGGGCAUGGCGCGGAUGUUCGCCGGCUUCCGGAAACUGUCCCUGGACGAGGUGCGCAAGGCGAACGUGGUCAAAGACGUGCAGCAGUACAUUCUGGCGCGUCUCGACUCGGAGUCGGCGCUCAGGGCGCACAUGGGCCGCGACGACACGGCCGAACUGCUCAACCAGCUGCACAUCAAGAGCCACGGCUGCCUGCUGUACGCCGAGCGGAUCCUGGACGCCGUCGCCGCCAACUCGAUCGUGCUCAGGGAGAUCAGGGAGAUCCCGGGCACCCUGAACGGCCUCUACCUCUGGCUGUGCCAAAGGAUCUUCACCAGGAAGCAAUUUAGCCGCGUUCAACCCCUAAUCAACGCCAUUCUCGCCGCCAGGUCGCCCCUGAAUGAGUCCGAACUCCUUGGAUGCGUCAAAGCUUACCAAGAUUCAAUAUCCCGAGAGGAAUUUAGCAAAAGACUGAACGUGCUGAAGAGAGUGUUGGUGGAGCGAAACGGCCGGUAUCUGUUGUUCCACCACAGCUUUGCCGAGUGGCUGGUCGACGUGAAGCACUGCACCCAGAAGUACCUGUGCAAGACGGUUGAGGGACACGCGCUGAUCGCCAAGAGUCUUUCCAACCGAGGCUCGGACACCACGGCCGAGGAGGUGCAGACCCUGGCGUCGCACCUCGUCCGGCUUGAGGGCAUCCAGGACUCUAACAGACCCGAGCACACCACCGUCGACCGGCACACACUCGCCUUGUGGCUGGUCAUGACUGACGUACCUGUGGAGGACUGUCUGCGCAGUACCGAAUCUUCUCCGAAGGACCAGCGCGCCCUUCGGCUGUUGCUUGAGGCGGGCGCCAAACCACGGGUCAACGAAAUUGAUGACAUUGUUCAGAUUCCAUCUGACGAGUGCAGCCCUGAGGGUAGCGAUCUAGACCCGCUGGCAGACCUGCUGAGGGCGACGGCCUCAGGACUUGGACAAGACUGCGAAGGUGGUGGAGAAAGCUUGACUCUGAGUGGGUCCAACUCCGGAGGUUCCUUAUUGCACGCUCUCUGCGCCGAGGGCAACUCUAGACUUGUGGCUCUCCUGCUAGCUAGGGGAGGUAUUGACCUGGAGGCGCCGGACAGCAACAGAACUGGCCAAACUGCUCUGAACUUAGCCGCUCGACACGGGCACGCAGAAAUAGUCACUUUGCUCCUUGAGGCGGGAGCUGAACCUGACCAUGCUGAUGUUGACGGCUGGACGGCCCUCAGAUCUGCUGCUUGGGGCGGUCACGUUACGACAGUGGAAAUUCUGCUGAAAAGGGGCGCUGACGUUGAAAGGGCAGACGCAGAGGGUAGGACGGCACUAAGAGCGGCAGCUUGGGGUGGCCAUGAGGAAAUUGUGUUGCAACUCUUGAGAGCCGGCGCCAAAGUUGAUGGCUGUGAUGCUGAGGGCAGAACGCCCUUAAUUGCCGCUGCCUAUAUGAGUCAUGCUGAAAUUGUCGAGCACCUCCUGGAAUUCGGAGCUGACCCCGACCACGAAGACUCAGACGGACGAACUGCCCUCUCUGUUGCAGCUCUCUGUGUUCCGGCAAGUGAAGGAUACACCAAAGUUGCCAAUAUAUUGCUUGAGAAAGGCGCUUCUGUAGACCACGAAGAUAGAGAUGGAAUGACACCCUUAUUGGUUGCAGCUUUUGAAGGUCACAAGGAAGUGUGUGAACUUCUUUUGGAAUAUGAAGCAGACCCUGAACACUCGGACAAAGGUGGGAGGACGCCUCUGUGGGCUGCUGCGUCCAUGGGCCACUGUGGAGUGGUUGCCCUCUUGCUCUUCUGGGGCUGCAGCGUGGACAGCAUUGACAAUGAGGGCAGGACUGUUUUAAGUGUUGCCUCUGCACAGGGAAGUCCAAAGGUCGUCAGACUUUUGCUUGAUCGUGGUUUGGACGAAAUGCACAGAGAUAAUGCAGGGUGGACGCCCCUCCACUAUGCAGCCUUCGAGGGACACAUCAGUGUUUGCGAAGUGUUACUUGACGCCGGCACUAAACUCGACGAGACGGACAAUGACGGCAAAACACCACUUAUGCUUUCAUCUCAAGAGGGACACAUCAGCGUUGUGAAUUUAGUUUUGCAACGAGGAGCAAACGCCAACCAUCGGGCGCACUGUGGCAAGACGGCUCUGCGUCUGGCUGCCGUUGAAGGUCACCGAGAGGUGGUCAGGUCGCUUGUCAAGGCCGGGGCUGACCCUAGCACCAAGGACGCAGACGGCAGGUCAACCUUGUAUGUUUUGGCGCUGGAAAACCGAGUGUCUAUGGCGCGUUGUCUGAUUGCCGAGUCGGCUUCGUUCGGACCUCCAGCGCCUCCUCCGAGGGGAGGAAUCCUCACCCCUACCUCGAUGCCACUUCUGCUCGAUCUGGAAGGUGCUGACAGUGAAGGCAGAACUCCUCUCCAUGUGUCUGCCUGGCAAGGACACACAGACAUGGCUGCUCUUUUGCUCGAUGCUGGCGCCGACGUCAAUGCCACUGACAGGGAGAAGAGGACAGCAUUGCAGUCAGCAAGUUGGCAGGGCCACUCUGCGAUUGUAAGGCUGCUGAUGAGCCGCAGCGCCAAAGUUGACCACACUUGCAGUCAAGGGGCCACCGCCCUUUGCAUUGCUGCUCAAGAGGGUCACGUGGCCUGCGUCAAGGCGCUUCUGCAAGGUGGAGCGGAUCCCCAUCACUCGGACCGAUGUGGGCGCACUGCUCUGCGGGUUGCGGCCAAAUCUGGUCAUGAGGAGAUUGUCAGACUUCUCGAAGAGGCUGCCGCCACUGGAGCCAUGCACCACAGAUCCAAACAUGGUGGAAGUAGUAACACUUCGAUGGCGUCAACAGUGGAGACAAAACCAUCCUCCGCCGUUCUCAUGCCUCCCUCUUACCGCUCCCACUCCCCGGUUGGAGGUCAGGACGUCAGUCCGGACAGCACGUCUGACCUGAAGAGGAGGUCCUACAUCUCGGUGGGCAACCAGUCCUCAAGCAAGAGCAGUUCCAACUUCACGGGUUCCUCCACCAAGUCGGCCCACGGAAUCACUCUGGUGCAGCAACCGCCGGCUCGGACGGACCUCUCCUUCACUCAGCAACUCCAAAGGGCCUCCAAGCACCGGCCUCUCAGUCAAGUUUUGUUGCUGUCGCCCCUCAGCGAGCCGCAGAGUCCGAUUUACGCGUCGCCUCCGCAGUCGCCGCUCAGCGACUCUAGUUUAAGAAAUAAUUCACCGCCGCUGCCUGGCAGCAAAAACAACCACGAGAGACCUACGUUGGCCAACUCGACGGCCAUCAACUCGCCUUUUCCGGACACCAUGCCCGUGUCCCUGGCGCCCCUUUCCUUCACGCAAGACUCGCACAUGAGGAUCAUCCUCGGCAACCGACCUCUGGACAACUCGGCCAAGGUCAAACGAAACGGCAUCGUCACCAAUCCCAAUCUGAAGACCAACAGUGUGGCGGGGGGAAUCAAGGUGGGCCUCAGAAACGGCUUUGAGGCGGCCAAAAAACAGGUGACGGCCAAGUGUCAGGCCACGCGCAGCAACGGUUUCCCCUGGAAGAAAGAAACACCGCUUUAAAUCAAUUUUAAUUAAGUGUAAAAUUUCGCGUUUUUAUCUCUGGGUGUCGUCAAAAAAAAAUUAUACCUCUUGUUGUUUCGGAACUUAGAAAUUCAAUUUCUUUUGGGACUUCGAAAUUUGCUAAUAAUUUUGAUAGAAGUAAAUGGUCAUUAUUUGAAUCAGGGCCCAAACUAUAAAGAUUCUUUCAUUUUGAGCAUUAUUUGAUUGACUUGUUUGAACGAUAGGUUUAUUAUUGUGCAAAAACGAUUUUAACAGUGUUUAUUUUGGAUAUUUUACUUGAUUUUUUUUUCUCUUGACAAAAGAGCAAUUUAUUUAUUUUAUUCAUGUCUGAUGGAUAAAUUUAACAUUGCUUCAAAAUGAAAGAAUGAAUUUAUCUUUGCCAAUCUGCAAAAAAAUCAGUUGUCCCAAAAGGAGUGCCCAAAUUAUUACUAUGCGUGUUGAACCAAAGUAUUGAAUUACUGUGCCUCUUAUUCACUCACCAGCCAUCAGACACGUUCCAGCGCCAUCACGUCAUUGCCAAACUAUAAGUAUUCGUUAAGACUUGCAGAUUGUAAAUAAUUGAGGUGUUAGAAGAAAGAAAAUUGCGCAUUUCGUCUCUGGAUCGAUUAUAAUUUCCCGUUUUUCUUGGUUUGGUCGGCACCACUGUACGGAGAAUAAUAUUACCUAGACAAACAGAUGUAAAAUUUGUCUUGCAAUAAACAAAGGAAAUUAAAUUUUAAGGCCUAGCUUAGGAAAAAAUUGGGAGCCUAAGAAUGCGUUGCGUACGUGCCCGUGUGAUAUUAAUUGUCUUGUGGAGAUUAACCUUGUAUUCCUUUUUACAAAUGUGACGUCAAUUAUGUUUUCUCUGAAAUUCUAUUGUUCUAAUUUUUGAGUUUGAGAAAAUUUUAAAAGAAUUAUUCAAGAGUGAUUAUUAUUAUUAUUUUAAUUAUUUCCUAAUUAUUAAUAGUGAUACUCCUUCCACCCGUUUAUGAUAUAAAAUUGAUAGAAAAUAUACUUUUCCCACGUGUAAGAAAAUAACUGUGUAUUGAGAAUGCCUGUUUGUAUAAUGUGCAAUAAGAGCCUAAGCAGAAACUCGAGAGCUAUUAUAAUACCGUGCACAGGACGCGCACACUGUUCGAGGGUUUAGUUGUGAUCUCAUUAGUUUUCUUUUUUGUGCAAGGACAUUUGAUGAUUUUUGCCGAGUUUUAAUUAAGCAGUAAUUAUUGUAUUCAACAAGAACCACCAUGCUAUUUGUAGUUGUACAUUUCAGACCCUUUAGUCAACUCACUGCCUCCUUUUGCCAUUGCAUAAAUAAUUCAUUCAAAAUAGACGCAUAAUUAAUUAUAUAUAUUAUAAAGUUUUAAAAUAUAAUUCGUCUCUGCAUUUUUACUGCUAAUUAAUUGAUUGAGCUACUAUUUACAAACGCACUGUAUCACGGAGCAGUUGAUUAGUUCCCCGUCAGUGUAUUAUACCAAGAAACCAAAAAAAAUAGACAUUGAAUUUUUCAUUGUUCCAUAAUAUUGAUGCACCGGUAUUUUCUUGUAUUAAUUAAAUGAAGUAUUACUUACGCCUUUGAAAGUAAAUUAUUAACCUAAAAAAAGUUACGCAACAGUACACAUACACCUGAGGAAUGAUAUAUAUUUAUGUGAAUGUAAAAUUAGAGAAUAUUUAAAAAUCAAUAAAAAUGAACCGAGAAA
Messenger RNA from Neocloeon triangulifer, 6151 nucleotides. Its product is annotated as ankyrin repeat domain-containing protein 50-like. Lineage: Eukaryota; Metazoa; Arthropoda; Insecta; Ephemeroptera; Baetidae. The transcript is spliced from 15 exons. The coding region runs from base 270 to 4475 and encodes 1401 amino acids. Gene Ontology annotation, molecular function: protein binding. The record is from RefSeq and is a predicted model, not a curated record.